Molecule: messenger RNA, 1510 nt
Organism: Trematosphaeria pertusa
Lineage: Eukaryota; Fungi; Ascomycota; Dothideomycetes; Pleosporales; Trematosphaeriaceae
Product: epoxide hydrolase 1
Exons: 2
Coding region: 117-1343 (408 amino acids)
Biological process (GO): epoxide metabolic process
Molecular function (GO): epoxide hydrolase activity
Source: RefSeq, a predicted model, not a curated record
ACAUAGAUAUAAAUAUAUCCCUAGAAAUCGAGGUAUUGUGUGUGUUUCAGAGCCUUAAAUCACCAUCCCGACAAUUCUUCAUUUUCUGUUCAGUUACUACAUUUAUGACGUACACCAUGGCCCCCUCCACGGUAUCUUACGGAACGCUACCCCAUGAUGUGCAGGGCAAGAUAGAGAAAUUCGAGCUCCACGUCGAGGAGCAGCAGGUGCGGGAUUUCAAGCAGCUGGUGAGGCUGUCACCAGUAGCGAAGGAAUGCUAUGAGAACCGGGGAGAGGGGCACAAUGGCCUAGGUGUGACACGUGCUUGGAUGCUGGAAGCUAAAGCGUAUUGGGAGAGCGAGUUUGACUGGCGUAAACAGGAGGAAUACAUCAACUCGUUCCCUCACUACAAAGCCGACAUCGUAGACGACGACGGACGCAUCUAUUCCAUCCACUUCGCAGCGCUGUUCUCCGAGAAGAAAAGCGCGAUCCCAACAACUCGUCUCCACGGCUGGCCCGCCUCUUUCCAAGAAUUCCUCCCUGUGCUCGACCUGCUGCGCAAGAAAUACUCUCCGCAGGACCUCCCGUACCACAUCAUCGUCCCCUCACUACCAGGCUACACGCUCUCCUCUCCGCCACCGCUGGACCGGCCCUGGAAGAUCGCAGACUCCGCGCGCAUCAUGCACAAGUUGAUGCUGAAUCUCGGCUUCGGAGAUGGCGGCUACGUCGUCCAAGGCGGCGACAUCGGCGCGGCCGUCGGCCGAACAAUGGCGGCUACGUAUCCCGAGUGCAAAGCGCUGCAUCUAAACUACUGCUUCAUGUUCCCCCCAGACGACGCGUCGGCCAGCGAACUCAGCGACACAGAGAAGAAAGGGCUCGAGCGGUUCGACGCAUUCAACGCCACAGGGAACGCCUACGGCCGCGAGCACGGCACGCGCCCCGCCACAAUCGGGCACGUACUGAGCGCCUCGCCCGUGGCGCUGCUAGCCUGGAUCGGCGAAAAAUACCUCGAGUGGAGCGAUGCGGCGUCGCGGCUCCCGCUAUCCACUAUCCUGGCCGAGGUCUCGCUGUACUGGUUCACAGGGUGCAUGCCGACGAGCAUCUACCCGUACGAAGAGGACUUUCUGCAGGUCCCGCACCCGAAGGGGUAUUUCCAUGCGCAGGCGCAUUUGUUUGUCGAUAAGCCGCUGGGUUAUUCGUAUUUUCCGAGGGAGUUGGCGCCGAUGCCGCGGAGCUGGGUGGGGAGGACGGGCAGGUUGUGCUGGUUUAGAGGGCAUGAGGAGGGUGGGCAUUUUCCGGCGCUGGAGAGGCCCGGGGAGAUGUUGGCGGAUUUGGAGGAUUUUGUGGGGGAAGUUUGGGAGUGAGAGCGCGGAAGUUGAGACUGAUGUUGUGGUUUUGGGGAGGGGAGCGAUUGAGUGUCGUUGGGGGAUGUAAUAGGGAUAGGUUUAUUUGCGCUUGGUCUCAGGUAAGGAGGAAUAGUGAAGUUAAUGUAGAGUGUGCCAGCGGACCCUCGCCUUUUCGAAUCCAGAUA